UAUCAUCCAAUUUAUCGAUUUUAAGGUUACUUGGACAAUUGCGUUCAUAUUAAUCAUUAAUUUUUUAAAUAGCAUAUCUUUUGUUUAUUUGUUGCUUAUUUGUAAAAGAACAAACCAGCCUAGGCUCAAAUGUUUAAGUUAGAAAUUUAGAUGGUAUAUGAAUUGCGAUGUCGUAAUCAUUUCUAUGGAAACCCUUUCAUAUCGACCUCAACAAACGUGCAUGAAACAAAUUUCAUUUGGUUUUAUUGAAUGUAUAUGGAAUAAUAACCUUUUAAGCAAUGUCCAUUAAAUUUUAAGUUUCAUUUGAAAAAUUGUGAUUACCGCGAUGAUGAAAAAAUAAAAUCCAUUAUGGGGGUCAAAGGAAAAAAAGAAAAGAAAGCACGGAAAAGAAAUGUUGCGAACGAGCUCGACACUGUGACUUACGAACAACAAAUUCUUGAUAACAAUAGACAGUUGGCAAGAUUACGAUCUCGCAACGAAGAAUUAGAACUCGAGGCGGAAAAACUGAAAGAUAAGUUAUUGCAACUAGAAGAAAAUAAAGCAGAUCUUACAUCGCAUCUGCAGCGUAUUUUGCAACGGAAAGUAGAAGAAGCUGAAGAAUUACAAGAACGUCUGCUGGCCCUAGAAAAAUUACGCAAGGACGAGCAAAAAGCUAACAAAAUGAAAAUCGAAAGGAUGGAACAGGAGUUUAAGACAAUGGAAAAUAAUUUAAGUGCAGAAAUCAAACUUGCAGCCGGCAAGUUGAACGCUCUCGAGGACUUUAGAUUGGCGCGCAUAGAUCUGAUGAACAAGUUCGAGGAGCAAGAAAAGCGCGUCGCCGAGCAGGAGUUGCGCCACAAGGAGAGCCUGUACGAAGCCGAGAAGAGCUUGAUAAUCGGCAAAGCCAAAAUGCAAACGGAGCUGGAGAAGCGGCUGAGCGAGCUCGCGGCCAGCUUCCGGGCGGCGAGCGGUCUGCGGCUGGCCGAGGCGACCCAGCGCACGGUGCGCGAGAACGUCGCCCUACGCCGCCAGCUCGAGACGCUGCUGCGCCACUGCCGCCAGCUGGACGCCCGCAGACAGGACAGCCAGGAGAACGAGCGCGAGCUGCGUCUCGUCGCUUCGCUCCACGAGGCCGAGGCGCGGCUGGCCCUCGGCAAGGUCAUGCGACUGCACCGGCGCACCGAGAGGCUGGCCCUCGAGCAGCGGGCCAAGAGCCAAGCCAUAGGCCGCUCGCUCCGAGCCGACAAGUACGCCCGACUGUCCGAGGCGGCUCGUCGCGAGUCCAGCCUCGAGCGCCACGAGGAGCUCCGCAAGUGCCGCCUGCUCGAGCAGAAUAUCCAGAAGAGCCGAGAGGACCGGCUGGGGCUUUGCGGAGAGGCCCAGCAGGCCUGCCAGCGAAUAGCGCGACUCGCUCACAUCCUCGAGCGAGCCAAACGGACCGUGCAGCAAGCCCUUGCCAAGACGGAACUGCGCCAGGCGACCGAUCGCCACGAGCAAUACGAGCAAGAUCAAGAGGAUGCCUGCUCCGACUGUUUGUCCGAUUACAAGGAGCAUUUGCUUCACUCCUUGGCAAAUAUUUUCGAUGAGUAUUCCGAUGACUCGGAUCGAGAGCCUAAGGAGUUGCUUGAGGUUCAUUCGGUGCCAUCGGACGAUAUUUACGAGUUUGGCCAAUUGGGAUUGAUACCAGCGAUGACCCCGUCGGUCAUCGAUGUCCUGAGCGAUAAUUCUUCUAAUCUGGGCGAUGGCCUCUUGAAUGAUAAUUCGAAAAAGACAAACGAUGAUUCUGUUUCAAAGUGUUGCUGCGAUCUUUCAGAUUUUGCUUAAUAAUAUGAAAAAUUAGCUCUCUUGA
Trichogramma pretiosum is the source of this 1828-nucleotide messenger RNA. Its product is annotated as cilia- and flagella-associated protein 157. The record is from RefSeq and is a predicted model, not a curated record. Gene Ontology annotation, cellular component: cilium; ciliary basal body. Bases 349 to 1803 code for a protein of 484 amino acids. The transcript has 6 exons. Lineage: Eukaryota; Metazoa; Arthropoda; Insecta; Hymenoptera; Trichogrammatidae. Gene Ontology annotation, molecular function: microtubule binding.